CUCAGAUGAUGUACAUCUUUGGAGCAAGAUAACAGAACUGUUGUACAAGGAUGAACGUUAUUGCCUGACGCCUCCGGGACCAACUGAAGCUGUUGGCUAUUUUCUUUAUCACUUGAUUGACAGCAUGAGUGACUCGGAGAUACAGGCCAAGGAGGAGCGUUUGAGACAAUACUUCCAUCAGCUGAAGAAGAUGAAUAUAGUUAUCCCUACAAUCCUCUACAGCGGCAUUUGCAGACUGCUGGACUCCUCUCAAGUUCCUGAAUUAACUAAGGAUGCAAGGUUAUUGUCUCAUAAAAAAUUCCUGUCUGCAGACAACAUUCCAGAAAGCGCUAAAUCUGACGUGUCUGCGUUGGAGAGGAAACUAGAAAAGCGAAAAGCUGAAAACCAGCCUAUUACAGAUGUCUUGAAACAGCUCAUACUUGCUCUUUGUGAAGAAGAGAAUAUGCAAAAAGCCCUUGAAGUGAAAGCCAAAUACGAACCGGACAUGGUUGUCGGUGGCUAUGCAGCCUUAAUAAAUUUGUGCUGUCGACAUGAUAAUGUAGAAGAGGCAAUGAACCUGAAAGAAAAAGUCUUCCCUAAGAAUUCACCUGUUGCUCUUGACACUGGAAAGUACGUAGCGUUGGUAGAAGUCUUAGGAAGGCAUGGUAGACUAGAAGAUGCUAUUGACAUUCUAACAGAGAUGAAAGAGAAGGAUGUUCCUAUCUCAGACAGAACAGUUGCAUCUUUUUUCCGCAUUCUUAAUGCCGCAGCCAUGCGAGGUGAAGUUGAAACAGUGAAUCGAUUGCAUGAGACCAUUGUGAACUUGGGGUUGGCAGAAACUGCUGCCCUUCAUUCCCCUCUGAUUACAGUUCACCUUGAAAAGGAUGACAUGCCUGCAGCUCUGGAAGCUUUAGUCAACUGUUAUAAGAAGUAUGGUAAAACUCUUCAGCUUCAUAACAUCUACUGUAGACUGAUAGAAAAAGGAGAUGCUGAUCUUCUGCAAAAGGUUUCAGAUUUUAUAAGCAGAGAAUAUGGUGACAUGAUGGCUCUUUAUGAUCUCUUCUUCGCUUUCUUGCAAACAGGAAAAUACAGAGAGGCCAGGAAGGUCAUUGAGACUCCUGGCUUGAGAGCACAUUCUGGAAGGUUGCAGUGGUUUGCAAAAAGGUGUAUAUCAAGUAAUCAGAUGGAGACUUUGGAACAUUUGGUAGAAUUAACUCAAAAUCUAUUUGAAUGUGAUAGAGAUGAGAUGUACUACUACCUGCUUCAACUGUGUCAGAACAAUGGUGACUGGAGAAAGGCUGAAGCUGUUUGGACUAAAAUGCAAGAGGAAAAUGUUGUUCCUCGUGGGAAAACUCUAACCUUAUUGGCUGAUAUACUUGAGAAAAAUGGCCAGGUUGUUCCAUUUGAGGUACCUAAGGUUAGACACGAAGAUACCCAAAGUUUAAGUGCUUCUAAUGUGGAAGAAAGAAAAAUAAGGAUGCUUUGCAAGAAAAGCAAUGCAAAAGAGGCCUACAAUAUUUUCCUAAAAAUGCAAAGGAAGGAGGAGUUUCAUCAUCGUUCUUAUGACAACCUUAUAAAAGCUUUAUUAACACAAGAUUGUCUUGAUGAAGCCAUUGAAGUGAAACACAUUGCUGAGACCCACAUCAAGGGCUUCACACUGAACAGUGCUGCCAGCAGCCUCCUCAUCAUAUCGCAAGUUAGGCGGGAUUAUUUGAAAGAUGCCAUGGCUGUUUUAAAAGGAGUGCUUGACAGCGGCUUCUUGCCUACUAGAUCAGCAGUUAUUGUGCUCGUUCAGGCUCUGGCGGAAAAAGGAGAUCUAAAGAACCUGCAAGCACUUAAAAACAUGCUGGAAGACAUCACAAAAUCAGUUGAUCUAUCUGCCUCACUACUCGCUAAUGCUAUUGCAUUGGCUCAUACUAAGAACAAUGACCUUGAUGCUGCUGUGGAAUACCUUGAGCCUCUGCUUAUCUCUGGUGCACAGAAUCCUGAUCAAGCUGUCAGAAAUAUUUCCUAUUUGUUAAGAAAGGUGUCUGAGGAAGGAUUAGAAAAAGCUUUGGAAAAAUUUGGUGUGAUGGCAGAACGACUGGCCAGUCAGUUUGGAAUUUACAGACCUGUCACAGAUCUUUUCCUUCAAUAUGUCAGUGCAGACAGAGUGGAUGAUGCCAGAUCGCUGAUACAGAGAUGUGGUGCAUUAGUUGAGGAGAAGAGAACUUUAGUGAGUUUUAUGGCUCGCUCAGCAUCUCAACCUGGACAGGCAAAGAAGAUUGAGACACUUCUAGAACUGAUUCCUGAGUUUCUAGAUACAGAAAUUGGAUACCGUUACCUCCUGAGAUCUUACGAAUCGGAUGGGGAUGUUGCUUCUGUAAAGGCUGUAUAUGAGAAGGCAAAAGCGAAGAAUAUACAGCUGCAUGAGCUAUCUCUGAAAUCUUUAGCAGCUUUUCUGAAAAAAUCAGGAGAGCCUGUCCCUUUCACUGAACCCCCUGAGUCAUUCAGUUUCUAUGUGGAAAAAUGGAGGAAAAGAAGAUUGGAAUCAUCAUGA
Messenger RNA from Pterocles gutturalis (yellow-throated sandgrouse), 2518 nucleotides. RefSeq names its product leucine-rich pentatricopeptide repeat containing (gene LRPPRC). The annotation marks the transcript as partial. The record is from RefSeq and is a predicted model, not a curated record. The transcript has 24 exons. Gene Ontology annotation, molecular function: protein binding. NCBI's taxonomy places the organism in Eukaryota, Metazoa, Chordata, Aves, Pterocliformes, Pteroclidae.